AUGCCCGAAAAAUUAUUGACUACUACAAGCUGCUCGGAGAAAACAGAAGCACCUGACACGGUAGAGGUUGAUUCCGGUGAGGAAGAUAGCAAACCGCAAGAAGCAUCGUCAAAAACGCCAGUUGUGGUACCAACUACGGUACCUAAUCUGGUACCAUUUCUACUUCGUCCACCCCUUACAAUGACCCAACUACUAUACGAGCAACAGAAAGUGAUAUUCGCACAGCAACAACAACAACAACAACAACAAACAAGCAUCACUUCUUCAAACGGUUCCACCAAUUCCCUUUCAAACGGGUUUUCCGCAGUUGCAUUAGCAAAACCUAGCGAAACAGGUUCCUUCCUCAAUUCUCCAUUCGCAAUUUCUGCUCUCACGGCGACAACCGCAACAAGCAAAGUAAUUCAGAGGAAGGACAGCGAUGAUGAGCGACAAAGCAAUAAUGCCGGUGGAAGCGAAUCUUCCGCAGGUACACCAUCAACGGUCAUGAUCACUCCAAUGAAAUGGGUAAUGCUAGUGGCUAAUGGAACGGAAGUAGUAGCUGUUCAUAAAAUGCCAGAAGUCCAGAAGGACUUAUUGGGCAUCACUGAUCGACCAUCCUCAUGUUCCAACAGUCCUGAAGAUAACGGGAAGCGGAAACAACGCCGAUAUCGGACGACAUUUUCUGCCUAUCAGUUAGACGAACUGGAAAAGGUAUUUGCAAGGACGCACUAUCCGGAUGUUUUCACCAGAGAAGAAUUAGCACAAAGAGUUAUUCUUACGGAAGCAAGAGUUCAGGUUUGGUUCCAAAACCGUCGAGCGAAAUGGAGGAAGCAGGAGAGAACUUCUGCAGUGCACCCUUACGGACACGCAACUCCGCACCACGUUCCACGAACCUCGCACCCUCUCAUGCAGCCACAUCCGUAUGCGCUUCUUGCUGCAGCUGCUGCACAACAGUCUGCUGAAAGCAGCGCCGACACGGCCGCAAUCAUGGCUGCGAUGAGCGCACAGCACCAAGCAAUAGAAUCGAUGAUGAAUCCGGCUGCAGCGGCAUUCAUGUCGACAACACCGGCUCUCCUGAAUGCUUCCACUUUGACGCCCACUCCACUGAAAGAUGUCACCGAACCGCUUCGCCAUUCAUCUCCGACUGUGACCACUGCUGCUAUAAAUAACGAACCGAAUACGACGAAUUCGGAUGGAGCCAGUACAUCAACUCCGGUAAGCACGAUUGCAUCCUCUGCAAGUCCGGAAGUUGAACGCUCAAAACCAAUGGGAAGCAUCAAUUCAGCGAUCUCCUUAACCAAGUUGCCUACAUUUGUUCCAGCAAUAACUACCACCAAUGAUGCUGCUGCUGCUGCUGCUGCAGCAACUGCUGGAACCGAUCUGACUUCCUUUGUGCUUAGCGGUUAUCAGCAACAGCUUGCAGCUGCCAAUUACAUGCAGCAUUUGCAGCGGAUGAUUGCUAUGGAAAAUCUCUCCAAACAGUAUUCAGGAAUAUGGCCCGGAACCGCUGCUACUGCAUCACCGUUGGUUGGUGCUACUGCCGGAAGCGGAGGUUCAUGGUUCGAAACUCAGCAUGUAUUUGGAUCACUGAUGACUAGUGGUGCAGCUAUAACUGGCACUACAAAAUCACCGGUUAAUUUGACGAAUCCAAAAGACGAUUCGAAAAAAUAG
This is a messenger RNA of Acanthocheilonema viteae, 1650 nucleotides long. Lineage: Eukaryota; Metazoa; Nematoda; Chromadorea; Rhabditida; Onchocercidae. The record is from the annotation of a GenBank genome assembly.